CGCAGGCUGCUAACUGCAGUGGGCACGCCUAGCAUACCACAUCCUGUGCGCUUUUCACACUGGCGAGGCGCCUGCCUCAGGUGCGUCAGAAGCGUUGUGAACCCCUCAUGUUCAUCACCUGUGUGCCUUGGUAAAUUCUGGAAGAGAGGGGGGAAAAGCUUGGGGUGAAAAAAUCCCGAGCUGAAGACGUGGACUUCCACAGCCCCGGGCUGGAGGCGGGGGCCCGUGUGAAGCCGGGUUCGUCCACCGUCCAAGUCCGGGCCAAGCUGCCAAGGCUGACGUCCACGGGACACGGUGACUGGGAGUUAGGGAUCCUUCCUUGCAGGGUUCCAUCAGGGCCAGAGGAUCUGGACGCAAGUGGGUUAUUAUAAGGUAUUGAAUAUAUUCCCUGUGCUCUACAGAAGAAACUUGCUGUGUAUUUUAUAUAUGAUAGUUAUAUCUGCAAAACCUGAACUCCUGAUUUAUCCCUCCCCGCCUCCCCCCUGGUAACCACAGUCAUCUGUCGAUGGACAUUUAGGUUGCUUCCAUGUCUGGGCUAUUGUACAUAGUGCUGCUCUGAACAUUGGGGUGCACGUAUCUUUUCAGAUUAGAGUUCCCUCUGGAUAUAUGCCCAGGAGUGGGAUUGCUGGGUCAUAUGGCUCUGUCCUUCCUCCACAAACGCCAGGACGGCGCCGGCUGCAGGGGCUGAGCCAUGUCCCUCCAUCCCACCGGCCUCCUGGGCCUCGUGCUCCUUCUGGGCCAGACGAUCUGCGCACAGGAGGGGACGCUGCCCAGACCCUCCAUCUCAGCUGAGCCAGACUCUGUGAUCCCCAGGGGCCGGCCUGUGACCAUCGUGUGCCGGGGCCCUGCUGGGUUUAAGACAUUUCGCUUGGAGAAUGAGGAGGAUACAAAUGACUUCAAGGAUACGCGUGCCAGCUCUCCACUUGGUCCCCACCAGACAGAGGCCAGAUUCCUCAUCCCGGCUGUGAGUGAAGGCACUGCCACGCACUAUCGCUGCCGCUACAUAAAAGAGCAUGUCUGGUCUGAGCCCAGUGAGUCCCUGGAGCUGGUGGUGACAGGAGACACACAGACGCGCUCGCAGGACGGUAGCAAUAGCGGCCUGUUGGCAGAGCAUGUUUAUAUCCUCAUUGGGGUCUCUGUGGCCUUUCUCCUCCUCCUCCUCCUCCUGGUCCUCCUCCUCCUCCACCGUCAGCAUCAGAGAAAACGGGGGGCCCCCAGCAGCAAAGGCGAGGAGCCGAGGCCCCAGGAGAGGCUCAGCCCCACUGCUGACAUCCUAGACGGGACACCAGAUCUGGCCACUGUUGAUAGACUUCCUGAGAAGGACGGAGAGAUGGGUGCUUCGACCCCUGCUGCGGGAGGCCCCCAGGAGGUGACGUAUGCCCAGCUGGACCACCGAAUCCUCACAGAGAGGGCGGCCGGAGCUGUGUCCCUGCAGUCCGCAGAGCCCACAGCUGAGUCCAGCACGUAUGCAGCCAUUGCUAGACACUGACCCCAGGCCCACUUGGCCUCUGCACUAAAGACACAGGAAGUCACUCUUGCAAAAGCCUGAAAUGGACAUUUGGUGGGUUUCCCUGUGGAAUCAUCCCUUUCUGGAAGGUCAUCCAAUUAGUUCUCUUGGAGGCAAGAGCUGGAGUCCUGAGAACCCCCCAGUCAACAUCUAGGAGAUUCAUUAGCCAUGUGGUCCGUCCUACAAUCAACUAGAUCCUUGGAGAGGAUGUGUAGCACUUGUUUCCAGAGACCAAGGUUUGGUGCUUGGCUUUUUCCAGGGACCCAGCUAUGGUCCUACAGUCACCCAGCUGAUUCCAGACAUGUCUUGCGAAUCCUCCACUGCCCCCAGAGAUCCGUUUUGUCCUCUUCGCUGACUCUGCAAACCCUCCUAGAGUUCAGCUGUUGACCUUGAACCUGGGCUAUCCUUGUGCAGCUGGUAGCUGAGACCUCGUUUUCUGUAUCAAGCUUCACACUGUUCAUCAAUAAAUGUCCUCACAGGCCCGGCUGCCUCAGCCCUGCAGCUGGAGCUGGGGUGCACUGGCA
Camelus dromedarius (Arabian camel) is the source of this 2031-nucleotide messenger RNA. RefSeq names its product leukocyte-associated immunoglobulin-like receptor 1. The record is from RefSeq and is a predicted model, not a curated record. Gene Ontology annotation, cellular component: plasma membrane. NCBI's taxonomy places the organism in Eukaryota, Metazoa, Chordata, Mammalia, Artiodactyla, Camelidae. The coding region runs from base 692 to 1489 and encodes 265 amino acids. The transcript is spliced from 12 exons.